CACCUGUAGAUCUGCACUAGUUUUCAGGUGUGAUGUUUUUGGGAAACAGUUUGUGAUUCUAAGAUGAUGAUCAUUUCUGGGAAAGCACUUCUUUAAGAGCAUCAUUUCAUCCUUUAUUGCAUUAUGCUUUGACAAUAACUCUCCUCAAUUUUGACUCUAAAUGCUGUGGAUUGUUUUCAUGUGGGUUUAAAAUGAAGAGGAAACAAACCUUUGUUAUUCAAGAGUCAGAGUCAAAGCUAAUUUGCUUUUCUUGUAACUGUUAGGGAAACUUGUCCUCUGAACUGGUUUGUGUAUAACUGAAAUACACCAGUGUCUCAAAACUGACAAUGGCUACAUUUCAUAAAGCUUUUAUAAAAACACCGACUAUCAUCUCUGUUAUUCUGUAUGUCUUAACACUUAACUUGUCAUUCAAAUCUGUCACAUGGGCGACGACUACAGCAGCUAAUCUGUCUGACCCCUGCUACAACUACACUGUGCUGGAUGAACCAUGGAGAGCCACCAAUAAUACAUAUGGCCUACAUUCAUAUUACAUGUGUGACCAAUCAGUCACCUGGAGCGGCUGGUAUCGUCUCUUCAUUAACGGUCUGAGCGCUCACAUCCCAGACACAUGUGUUGCAUGGAGUAGCUGUGGCACUUAUAUAGCACUGUGGAUUCGUGGUGGACACCCAACAGUACAGGAUGGAGUCGUCACUCGAGAUGUCUGUGGUUACGAUGGAGGUUACUGCUGCUAUUACGGGGUUUACCCCAUUAAAGUCAAAGCCUGUCCUGGCAAUUAUUAUGUCUAUGAGUUGAUUAGUCCAAACUGGAUGCGAUUUUUGCAUACUGUGCAGAUGUUAGCAGCAUUAACACCAGCUCUACAGCUGUCACACCAGCGACCCUCUCUACAGUCAUUUGGAGCGGCUGGUAUCGUCUCUUCAUUAAACGGUCUGAACGCUCACAUCCCAGACACAUGUGUUGUACUGUAUAGCUGUGGCACAGAUUUUGCACUGUGGAUUCGAGGUGGACACCCAACAGUACAGGAUGGAGUCGUCACUCGAGAUGUCUGUGGUUACGAUGGAGGUUACUGCUGCUAUUUUGGGUCUUACCCCAUUAAAGUCAAAGCCUGUCCAGGCAAUUAUUAUGUCUAUGAGUUGAUUAGUCCAGCUCUGUGCAAUUUUGCAUACUGUGCAGAUGUUAGCAGCAUUAACACCAGCUCUACAGCCGUCACACCAGCGACCCUCUCUACAGGGUACUCCUAUGAGAACAGUUGGAUAACCGGAUAUCCUAGACAGCAUCAGGAAAAUAUGGACAAAGUGUCAAGCAAUAAUGAGCAUCAAAAGCCACUUCAGGAGCGUGGAGAAGCACCCGGCUGCAGUCUGCAGAUCGAGGCGGAGCUGCAUCUGCUGAAGACCUCAAAUCGACGACGAGAAGCACCCGGCUGCAGCCUGCAGAUCGAGGCGGAGCUGCAUCUGGGGAGGAGCUAUGUUAGCAGCAUUAACUUCAGCUCUACAACCGUCACACCAGUGACCCUCUCUACAGCUGUUACUUACAUCAGUGCCACCUUUCCUACAGUCACACCAGAGACGAGCUCAGCUGGUAUAAAUAUAACGCUGCAGGAAGGAUGCACUGGUCAGACGUGUUUGCAAAAUCUCUUCGAUCAGAUAGAGAACAUUUCAUCUCAAGUGCUCUCUGUGAAUACUGUGACAAACAUUUUGACUGUGGCCUUCAACGCUUCAGAGAAGAUUUUAGAGUCAUUAUCAACAGCAAGCCCAGCUGAACUAGCCUCCCACGGAAACCUUGUGUUAAAAACCAGUGAGAAACUCAUUUCUGCAUUAGUGAAGCCGACAGACACAAGUGACAGUGUCAAUUUUACUCUUCCUGCUGUAGAGGGUCAAGUCUUCAUGGUUGGACCAAAGGUCACCUUAGAUAAAAUCCCUCGACUUGACACGACAAAUUCUUCUGUGAGCAUUGAUCUCAUUGGGAUUGCCAAACACAACACUGAAGAAUCAGCUGCUGUGGCUUUCAUGAGCUACGUCAUGAUGGAGAAUCUACUGAAGCCAGACUUCUUUAACACAUCAAAUGACGACCGAUUUAAACCAAUGUCCACUGUGAUCUCAGCUACUCUUCCAAAAACCACCAACACUAACCUCAACAAACCAGUCAACUUCACCUUCAGACACAUCAGAGAGUUUGAUCCCAGUGGUUCUCUGUCCUGUGUGUACUGGAAUAUCAGCGAGUGGAUUGUAGAUGGUUGCUCUGUUUUAAAGACCAACAGCAGCUACACUGUGUGUUCCUGUGUUCAUCUGUCCACAUUCGCUCUCAUCAUGCAGACCAGCCCCCCACCAGAGAGUAACCUGCUGCUGGAUCUGUUGAAUUUGGUGUGUGUGAUCGUGGGGUUGGUGUUCUUCAGUUUGGCCCUGUUGACCUUUGCCCUUUGUCAGUGGAGUCCUGGAGUGAAUAAUGUGGCUCGAAUCAACAUCUGCAUCAGUCUUCUGCUGGCUCACCUUCUGUUGCUGCUCACAGAGCAGUUCCUGAGCCUCAUACGGCGUCAGCAGGUGUUGUGUGCCGUGAUCGCAGGCCUUCUGCACUUCCUCUUUCUCUCUGGCUUUGUGUGGAUGUUCAUUGAAGCUGUGCUGCUCUUCAUCUGUGUGAAGAACCUAUCACAGAUCAGCUCCAAGAAGAGGGAGGUGCUUAGCACUAGAUUCCUGUGUGUGAUUGGAUAUGUGGUUGCUCUGGUUGUGGUGUGUGUGUCUGUCGGUCUGGUUCCUGAAGGCUACGGCAGUGAACACUGCUGGAUUAAACAUGAUAAAGGUUUUAUCUGGAGUUUUCUGGGUCCUGUGUGUGUCAUACUAGCAUUAAACAUGAUUCUCUUCAUCAAGAUCUUUAUCACUCUGAACUCAACUCUCAAAAAACUGAAUGCUGAGGUUUCACAGAUGAAACAAUCCAAGGUUUUGGUGUUUAAAACACUGGCUCAGUUUGUGGUUCUUGGUUGCUCCUGGAUUCUGGGUUUCUUCACUAAUGGCAGUAAGGAGCUGGAGAUCAUCUUCCUGAUCUUGAACUCCCAGCAGGGAACCUUCAUCUUCCUGAUCUACUGUGUUCUCAAUAAUGAGGUCAGGCAGCAGUACAGGAAGUUCUUCAGAUGUCUUUGCUGUGUCAAACAACACUGAGGUCCACAACAUCAUGUUCAGGAAGUAAAAAUACUGCUGAAGUGCCAUUAUUAUUCAACUUUAGUUUCAGCUCCUUUCUGUAAAUGAUAAAUAAUGUUACCAGUCUUUUGAUGUUACAGCUGUAAAAACUAUUGAUGUAGAACUUCUAAACUGUUUCAUUUAAUCUUUGUUAUACAUGUAAGAUUUUCUUGGUUGUGGGUGAAAAGCAUUUUUUUAGAGACUUUACAGACACAACAUGCAAAUCAAAAUCAUGCAUGCAAAUCAUGCAAAUCAAAAUUAAAUAAAUAAUAAUAAUAAUAAAAACUCCUGAAAACUAUUUCAUGUGCGCAUAGUGAAGAGAAAUAACAUGACAUACAGUUAGAUAUUGAGAUAUGUCAAAUAAUAUGUCAAAUUAAUAAAUGUAUUAAUCUUGCACACUUUUAUUUUAUUUAUUUAUUUUUUUGUUUGUUGAGCUCAGAAAGUUCCCAGAAAGGGAAUGACUGUUUCUUCUGUAAGGACCUAUUUUAUGUUACUUUUAAUAUUCAAAUGUCAAAAUAUAUUAUCAGCUCAGAGUGUAACAGGUUUUAUACUGGGUUUACCUUUAAAGCUAAACUAUUAAAAUAACUAAAUGAACAGCUGCUGUCUCAAAUUCAGUGACUCUGUAUUGUCAAAUGGCUUGUAUUUUUGCAUUAAAACGUGAAUGAUGAUUGAUUUUUGCUUUUGCUCAGGUUUUGCUUAACAAACAAUGUGAUAUAAUAAGUGCAUAUGUAAAAAAAAUUUCCACAUUCCACAAAAGCCCAGAA
This is a messenger RNA of Cyprinus carpio (common carp), 3928 nucleotides long. Its product is annotated as adhesion G protein-coupled receptor E1-like. The transcript is spliced from 23 exons. Gene Ontology annotation, biological process: adenylate cyclase-activating G protein-coupled receptor signaling pathway; cell surface receptor signaling pathway. Gene Ontology annotation, molecular function: G protein-coupled receptor activity. Bases 327 to 3146 code for a protein of 939 amino acids. The record is from RefSeq and is a predicted model, not a curated record. Gene Ontology annotation, cellular component: membrane. Lineage: Eukaryota; Metazoa; Chordata; Actinopteri; Cypriniformes; Cyprinidae.